UGUAAGACGAAUGUAGUGAUAAAAGGGAAGAUCACUGGUGAAAACCUCUUAUUGGAAAUUGUGAAAUUCGGCGUAGGGAAUAAAUUAAAAUAUGACAGGAUUGCCACAUUGAGCACUCUACGUGCAACUCUACGUGAAACGAGCCUCUUACGAAGGACGCGCGGCUCUUAAAUUAUCCAGCAUGCCAAGUGUACUUAUUAUUGGCAAUUAUCCCUUCCGUUUUGGGCCGUUUUCUCUCUUUCUGAUCAAUGCGAUUAUAAGUCGCAUCAAAAUUCGAUACGAUGCAAGCAUAUGCACAUGCAAGAAAAAGCUGAUGCAACGCUCACGCAGUUUUUCUAUUUCAAAUAUAUCCAUGUACAACUCAAAUAAAAAUAAGGUCAAUAGAUAAGAAUGAAAAGGACUCACCUGGAACUCACGUGUUGGAGUGCGUUCGUUCAAUGGACCAUAGUCCUGCAUUGCAACACGUGUCAUGUUGUUCAACUGAUAAAUGAACAUAAGAAAACGAGAAACAUUACAUGCAUCAGUAAGAUAUGCGCGAUGAAAAGCAGUACGAGUUAGUCUGUUAUCAACGCUCAUGGCGAUCGGUUGGUCUUGAUUAAAAAGCGUACAUUUCGCGAGAGAAACGAUGGCUAGUGAAUUACAAUUCAACAAUAACAAUUCGGAUAAGUGUGAUCCACGAUACCAGAUCACUCCUGCCAAGACUGAUGUGGAAACUGCCUUAGUAGCAUUUGAUCCGUUUAAGGAACGAAAAUGUGAACAUCCCACAACCGAUGGCGAAACGUUAACGCAUUUACUGAAGGCGUCGUUGGGUACUGGAAUUUUGGCUAUGCCAAUUGCUUUUAGCUAUGCCGGUCUUGUAGGAGGUAUUCUGGCUACUAUUCUAACAGCAAUAGUUUGCACACACUGUGCUUACGUUUUGGUAAAAUGUGCACACACAAUGUACCACAGAACGAAGAAAACGGCCAUGUCUUUCGCAGAGGUAGCCGAAGUUGCACUGGAAAAUGGGCCUCAAUGGGGCCGGAAACUUGCUCCAUUCAUUCGGUCUUGUAUCACGUAUGGUCUGUUCAUAACCUAUUUUGGCACAUGUUCAGUGUACACCGUUAUUAUUGCCACAAACUUUGAACAAGUCAUUGAACACUACACCGGCACUGAUAUAAACUUGCGCGUCAUGAUUGCACUUCUGCUGAUCCCAUUGAUUCUGCUGUCCUGGAUUCCAAACUUGAAAUACCUGGCACCUGUAUCGAUGGUUGCAAACGUGUUUAUGUGCGCAGGGUUGGGAAUUACGUUCUACUAUCUGGUAACGGACAUGCCACCUCUAACCGAACGGCCGAUGUAUGUUUCUGUCCUAAGCUGGCCUUCCUUCUUCGCAAUUGUAAUUUUUGCCAUGGAGGCAAUUGGAGUCGUAAUGCCGUUGGAAAACCAAAUGAAAACGCCACAAAACUUCAUUGGUCUCUGUGGAGUACUGAAUCAAGGAAUGGCUGGUGUUACUCUGAUUUACAUUCUCUUGGGAUUCCUUGGAUACGUGCGCUAUGGCGAUGCAGCACAAGGAAGCAUUACUCUUAAUUUGCCAGUCGAGGAAAUUCCAGCGCAAGCCGUAAAGAUUCUUAUUGCUCUUGCUGUAUACUGCACUUUUGGACUCCAGUUCUACGUUUGCCUUGACAUUGCCUGGGUCGGUAUUAAAGACAAGUUCCAGAAGAGACCUACGCUCGUCAACUAUACAAUGAGGACUAUCCUGGUCACUGCGUCAGUACUGCUUGCCGUUGCCGUACCAACAAUUGGACCUUUCAUUGGAUUGAUUGGAGCUUUCUGUUUCUCUAUUCUUGGUCUGCUUAUCCCGAUUUUGAUCGAAAUUGUAACCUAUUGGGAUCAAGGAUUCGGUAAAUUCAACUGGAUUAUUUGGAAAAAUGUAAUUGUAUGCUUUUUUGGCGUCGUGGCGUUGGUAUUUGGCUCAAAAAGUUCCAUCGAAGACAUCCUCAAGCUAUAUUUUUAAGACAAUCUUUAGAUUUCAACUCAUACCACUGCAUUAUCUAUAUCAGGCAAUGUGAGGCACAAAAUCCGUUCGACAACGAUUGUACUAAUGCUUAUGUGUACUUAUGCAUUCAAGACUUUUUUCGGUAGAUUAAACGAUAAGGCCCAAAUCUAUCUCUUGAUGAGUACUGUCAAGCAGGGUGUUUUACAAAAGAUCUUUAAAUACCUUACGUGCAUUGCAUAAUUGUGAUACAAAUCGAGAAAAGUGCCUAUUUUAAUUCGACUGUGCUAGUUUUUUAAAAACUGCCUAGAAUAAAAUAGUAUCUCUGACUCCUAAAAACAUAAUUGAGGGUUUCGACUAAUGCAAAAACACUAAAUGCUGAACCCACCAUACAAUCCGCGCAGCAAUAGUAUACAAUUAGCAAGCAAAUAUUCAUCUGAAAAUGGCUUAACGUGGAACGUUUUAACUAUUGAAAGCAUUCUUUUUAUAAAAGAAAUGACUAAAUUUCUAUAAAACGUCAACCUUCUGCACCUUACAACAUAAAUGUAACAUGAAAAAUCUGAUGUUUGAAAAUGAAAUUCAAAUAUAAAUUGUAUUAUUUACUCUCAUUUUAUAGCAUUGUAGUAAUUUAGAAUCUUUUUUAAUUUUUAUUUUGCGUAACGCAAGUUUUCAAAAAGGAUCGCUGGAAUUCUAAGUAAAGGAAUUUGAAACUGAAAUUUAUAACCCUUAGUACAUAGCAUUAUCCGAUUAUUCCUUUUGUUUCUCAUGUCUUCAUCAAGCAAAAAAAAAAAGUGUUGAUAAGCGUACUAUAAUAUACAUAAAUAAAACAUGA
Messenger RNA from Aedes albopictus (Asian tiger mosquito), 2801 nucleotides. RefSeq names its product proton-coupled amino acid transporter-like protein pathetic (gene path). Gene Ontology annotation, biological process: amino acid transmembrane transport. Gene Ontology annotation, molecular function: L-amino acid transmembrane transporter activity. The transcript is spliced from 6 exons. The record is from RefSeq and is a predicted model, not a curated record. The coding region runs from base 626 to 1990 and encodes 454 amino acids. NCBI's taxonomy places the organism in Eukaryota, Metazoa, Arthropoda, Insecta, Diptera, Culicidae.